Messenger RNA from Pyrenophora tritici-repentis Pt-1C-BFP, 1605 nucleotides. RefSeq lists its product as uncharacterized. The record is from RefSeq and is a predicted model, not a curated record. Lineage: Eukaryota; Fungi; Ascomycota; Dothideomycetes; Pleosporales; Pleosporaceae.
AUGCCAGAGAAAAGCACGACAGACUUCGUCGAAGACACAGCGCCCGCUGGACAGAAGAGCAAGGCCCAGAUCCUGACCGAUGUCUACUCUCUCGCAUCCCAGUUCAGCACUUGCGUAGAGGCUUUCAAUCUCAUCCAUCCUUCGAAAGACCACGAUCAUGCGCAAAAGGUUGCGCUGGCAAAGCUUGGCCUCCAGCAGGGCCGAUUGCUCAUCUUUGGCGAUGCCGUAGGCAUAUCUGCACCACCUGCAACGAUUGCACGGCACAUGAUUCCUAGCCAUCCUGGCAUCACGAACCCGGACCCGCACCUACCCGUGAACUUUGGAGUCAGGGACCCUAGGCUCGAUGAAGAGGUGAUCAAUGCGAAGAUUAGAAGGGCACUUCAUGAGAUUGCCGGCCGUCCGGCAAAUACGUCACGGGACGAGCUCAUGAACGUGUAUGGCCUGAAGAGCCCGAAGAGCUUCACAAGAAUUGAGUAUCCAGCUCUUGACACCAACCGGCUAGAAGGAUUCCGCGAGAAAUAUGCACUUUUGAAGGAUCUUCUCAACCAAACAGGCGCACGGUCGAGCCUAAAACGCAAUCCAAGCAUGACAACAUCUCAUUGGACCGUCAAGGACACGACACGAUUUGCCCAGUACGUCAAAGUCGUGCGCACAGAAGUUGAUGCUCUCAUCGAUCUCAUGGGCGUCAAAGAGCAGGUCGAUCGUGGGAUUCGAUCUGACCUCAGGAGCAUGGGCUGGCAUCCUGAUCUCACAGGUCCAGCAGUACGACAGGAUUGGGAGAAACUGCGCCUCAUCCGCGAAGCAUGUGAAGUUGACUACCCAGAGUACAUUGAAGUUAUCGACAAAGCACUGCAGUACAUCAGCGAGGAACUCAAAGAAAGCAGCCUUGCCAAGCACCGGGCAGACUUGGGUCUUUCCAAAGCAGACACCAGCGCGGCAGGAGCGCGCCGCAAAUCCGACUAUGACAUACGCUCCGCUCCUGCACCAAAACCAGCCCCAGCGCUCAGAUCAACAAAGCCCGAGCCAAAAAGUCAUAUUCAAUUAGCUGCCGAGCGCGCUUUGAACUCGAAUGCUGGCAAAGAAAAACGUCCAGGCUGGCUGUCAGCCUUUAAAUUCAAAUCCUGGUCCAAGAACACCAAACAAGCACCCGGCAAAGAGCAACGCUCAAAUAGCGUCCCCGAAGUACCUACAGACCCAUCACAAUCCUUGUCAGUAGAUGAGGUACUAGGCCACAUGUCCGAGGACGGCUCCAAUACCCUCGAGACUGUGCGCUCCAAGUCCCUCAGCGCAAUUCCACAAUCCCCACCGGCAUCUCUGGAGUCCCGGGUCCGUAAAAUGUCGUUCGAUCAACCAGAUAUGACGGGAAUACCGCCAAUUGAGGAAAAUGGCGGCGAGGUACAGAGUUUCCCGGACAGAGAGCCACCAAGCGAGACGGAUAAGAAUGCGUUGGUCAUGGUUGCUACAGCCGACAGCGAGGGCGAAAGGGAAAAAUUGGCACCUGCUACGACGGUCAAAAGUCACAUCGAUCGACAUGACAUGUAUCCCGGCAUGGGAAGGAUUGAGACGAAGGAUAUCAGGGAUGUAGCGCAUAUGCCCGGGCAGUAG